Pyrgilauda ruficollis (rufous-necked snowfinch) is the source of this 871-nucleotide messenger RNA. It is a transcript of the gene IQCC, whose product is annotated as IQ motif containing C. The record is from RefSeq and is a predicted model, not a curated record. The coding region runs from base 232 to 711 and encodes 159 amino acids. The transcript has 4 exons. Gene Ontology annotation, molecular function: protein binding. Lineage: Eukaryota; Metazoa; Chordata; Aves; Passeriformes; Passeridae.
GUAGCAGUGACAGUGACACUGGUGACGGUGACGGUGCUGGCGCUUCCCCUUGACCCGCUCUCAGACAGAAGCUGCACCUGGCCGAGAGCUCGGACCCCGAGGACGCGGCGCCCUGACCCCGACCCUGUCCCUGUCCCUGUCCCCUUCCCCGUCCCCGUCCCCGCCAUCCCCAGGACUCCCGGGCGGCCCGGGCCGGGCGCCCCCCGCCAUGGCGGCGGCGGUCGCGGCCCGAUGACGUCAGCAGGCGGCGCCGGGGCCAUGGCGGCCGCGCCGGGCCCGCGGGCCGGGGCCGAGGGGGAGCGGCGGCUCCUGCGCUCCGUGACCCGGCUGCAGGCCUGUGCCAGGGGGUUCCUGCUGCGGCGGCGGCUGCGGAGCGUGCGGGCGGAGUUCGAGGCCGUGGUGCUGGAGAUCGAGGGCGACCUGCGGCAGCUGCGCUGGAGCGGCCGCGUCCUGCAGAGACCGCGCUUCGGCGCCGAGGACGGUCCCGGCCCGGCCCCGGUGGGAUUCGGCGCUCCCGGGGCAGCCCGGCCCCGGGGCAGUGCCCGGCCUGCCCAGCCCUCUCCAGGGAAACCCUUGGAUCCAGGGGAGGCUGCAGAGAACAAAACCAUUCCCAGAAAAAAUCCGGGAGGAGCAGGAUCCUCGUGGAGCAGAGCGGGGUGGGAACAUCCCCAGCUCAGCCCCCCUGCCCUGGGGAACAACCCCAAACCCUAAAAACCCCAAAAACCCCCCGGAUCUGGGGUGUGGUGCUGCAGAGAACAAAACCAUUCCCAGAAAAAAUCCGGGAGGAGCAGGAUCCUCGUGGAGCAGAGCGGGGUGGGAACAUCCUCCCCUUAGCUGCCCUUCCCUGGGGCACAACCCCAAACCCUAAAAA